This is a messenger RNA of Coniophora puteana RWD-64-598 SS2, 2977 nucleotides long. Its product is annotated as chromatin remodeling complex protein. The coding region runs from base 54 to 2864 and encodes 936 amino acids. The transcript is spliced from 12 exons. NCBI's taxonomy places the organism in Eukaryota, Fungi, Basidiomycota, Agaricomycetes, Boletales, Coniophoraceae. The record is from RefSeq and is a predicted model, not a curated record.
UUUUCCCUCCCAAUCCCACCUUUCCGCUAUACCACCACCACCUGCUACCCGCCAUGCCAAUAUGUAGGCGAAAACGUGUCGUCCUCACUGUACCCUCCCAUACCCUCGUCGCGGGCAAGACAAACCUAGCCAAGGAGGUAUUCUAUCUCCACCAGACCGGCGAGGUUUUUGAGACCUACGAGCAGUAUGCUGCCAGAAUGUCAUUUUACAGGCUGAAGCAGUUUCAGUGCGAGGUCACUGGCAAGAGCGGCCUCGACUACUUCCAAGCUGUGGAAAGUGAACAGCAGGAAGCUCGAACAAUGCACUCCAGAUUUCCGGAACCGCUCAAGCCAGCGGUACUCAAGGCCGUACAAUGGCAGGUGGUGGGCCGGUUGGACCACCUCGUAGAAGCCGUCUACGACAGAUUCAAAGACCGUUACUUUGCUGAAGAAAAAGUUUUCGUAGACGUACAAGGCGACAAAUUUUAUGCCAAAGUCGUUCAAGUCUUUCCGCCCAAGUCAGCUAUUGAAGCUCUCAUCGGGCCUGUUGAGAAUCACGCGUCUCCGUCAAACUCGCCCCAGCCAUACCAAGCCUCAGACAAAGGACACCUUGUGCACAAGAUUGGAGGUGAUCUUGCCGUUCCUGCGAAGGAGGCCAUUGCGCGUGACGAUCCCGCCAAAUACUUCUACAAAGUGCAGAUACUAGAAGAGCAGACAGAGAAGAAUCACGAGAAGGGUAGGUCCCUGAAGGAGAAGGCGAAGUGGAGCGGGAGCUUGAUGGACGUCCAAUGCACGGCUCUGAGUCGGGACCGCCUCGCGUUCUCGAAGUCCAUCUUGCGACGUUUUAUCAGGGAUUGUGUCGACCGAGACGCAGCAGUAGCUUCUCCUUGGACUGUGAAGCCUGUCAUUGCAAACCAUUAUGGCGUUGACACGCAAAUGCCCGAAGAGACGCGUAAAGGCGUCGAGAACAUAAAGAAAGGAGAGAUUGACAAGCGGAAGAAGAUAUGGGAAGACAAGGAGGGCCCACCAACGAAGAAGCAGAAGAAGCUUACUGCCGCCCAAGAAGAGCGAGUGAAAGCACUGGCUGUUGCUGCUGAGAAACGGGAGCGUGAGGCUCAAGAAAAAGCGGACAAACAGCAAAAGGUGAAGGAGGAGGCGGAGCGCCUGGCGGCAGAAAAGAAGAAGAAGAAGCCUAUCAGAUACCCUACGGAAGACCUUGACGUUCGGAUUACAGACAAGGAGAAGAAAGCAGGAAUGAAAGUCAAGAGACCGGUUCCUAGCAAGUUGGCCCUGCCCUUUGCUGAGAGCCAAGCCACAUUCGAAUCCUUCCUCAUGACGUGGAAUUUCCUUGUUGUCUACGGACAUCCUCUACAUAUUUCGAACCUUACCAUGGAUGAAUUCGAGCACGCGAUUCGACAUUCUGUCGCGGAGCCGCAAUGUUCUAUUCUGGCUGAGAUCCACUCGACCCUCGUUUACAAUUUGCGGACAGUUCCUUUUAAUCGCCACAGCGCACUCCUUUCGUUGAUGCGCGAAAGAGAUGCACAAUGUCAACAGCAUGGGCACGAAGAGACGGUGUUCAACGUUGCGACCACCACGCUCACUAGCGCUCUAGCAGAAUUUGGCAAUAACUGGGAACGGGUUCCUCUUCGGCAUACCGAGGAAAGGGAUGGGUGGCAAGACGCUCUACUUGGGUGUCUGAAGGACCAUGCUACCGUUGAAAACUUCCCGCGCUUGAGAGAGGUCCUUACCCGCUUCCUUUUCGCUCCGGAUUCUUCAGGAGAGCCAUCAGCGUCCUCCGCAAGUUCCCGGGUGUCGAGUCCUACGGGGCUUUCUCUGACUGUGCCUUCGACGCCAGCGGAACGGUAUCAUACGCUGCCGCCGGCGGACAAGAUUGCCAUCCUCUCCUUCCUGUGCAAUAUCGCUGUGUCUAGCAAAGCCAUCCAUGGCCAUAUGGAACAGUGCGAGGAACAGCUUACGGCGUUGCGAAAGGAGAAAAUCGAAGUUAACCGACAGAAGAAACAAUACCUGGAAGAGAUGAACGCCCUAGCGGGUGAAGCGGAGGUCAAGGAGGAGCCCGUUAGCAAUGGAGUUGACGAGGAUACACAGAUGCCGGACUCAAGUGAUCUUUCUGAUAUCCCUUCGGAUGACGGCUCAGAGUCAGUUUCCGUUGGCAGUCGCCCCAAGAGCUCUUCGAAAACCAAAGACUUGCGCGCCAAAGCCCAUACUCAAGCACACGCUAAACAACGGGAGCUUGCCCGUGCCAAGACAGCUUCUGCCAAACAGGCCCAGGCAGAGCGGCGGAAACUGGAUGAGGAAGUGAACAAGAUCGAGCGUCGAUUGGAGAGCAUCGAGAGGGAAUUCAGGAAGCUUCUGGGAGCUAUACGGGUAAAGCCUCUGGGGAAGGAUCGGUUUCAUAAUCGAAUAUGGUGGUUUGAUGGCAUGGGAGGGGCUUCUCUGUUGGGAAGUGGCGGCGUGGUACAGUAUGGCGCUGGAAGGAUCUUCAUCCAAGGUGCCAGUGAGAUCGACAGGGACUUGCUUCUUCGGAGAGAUGAAGAUGACGUCCCCGCACGCCGGAUGGAGGAAGAGGGCGAAGAGGGCAUGCUCGGUGUCGGAGAGUGGGCGGUUUACACGGAUGUUGAGGAGGUUGAUGAGCUUGUGGCUUGGCUAAACCCCAAAGGUGUUCGAGAGCUGGCACUCAAAAAUGCUAUUAGCAAGUGGUGGAAUCAUAUCGCCCCUGGAAUGCGGAAGAGGACAGCGGAUUUGAAUAUGAGUGCGAAGUUACCCGAGGCCCGACGAAGCUCGCGCACCAAGAGCACUGCAGGACACGACCUGUCUCGGGAACCGUACAUGAUGUGGACCAAUCGGCGAGCAGUCAACCUGACUUGAGGCCAUUUAGGGCUCGAAAAGAUACUAUACUUGUUAUGCCACGCGUAGCUAGACUGCAGAUAGAAUAUUGUACUAUGACGGACGAUUCACGCUGUAAUGCAUCUGAACACCAG